AGGAAAGGGAACGGGACGUGAUACGUACGUCUGCAUCUACAAGCCACGUAUUCCUUCCAGACGCGAGCUGCAAAUCGGUGUUUUGAAAGGCCCCUAGGUUGUUCACAGGUGUAAAUAUCAGUCAUCAUGUUUGCCAAAUUGAAGAAGAAGAUCGUUGAAGAGGAGGGAGUCGAUGAGGGUGAGUUGACUAAAAAGUACGUCCCUGGGGCAGCAGUACCGCAACGACCCUCAAAUGGAUCACCAGUAUCCAGAGGACAUAGAGGCUCAGCUGGUAGUCUGUCAUCUCACGGGAGCUCAUCAAGUUUGAACACUCAGGCUGAGACUAAAAAGGGGCCUGAGGCAAAUACAGAAAGUCUCCAAGCAGAGCUUACUCAGAGAAGUGAUCAAAUACGUCGUCUGGAAAACAAGCUAGAUGAGUACUCAGCAAUGCUGAAGGAAGCAGUCAAGGCUAAGGAGAAAUUGGAGGUAGCCCUGGAGAAACAAGAAGAAGCCAACACCAAACGGAUCCAAGAGUUGAACGAAGAGUUUCAGUUGAGACGCUCCAAGAUGGCCGACAAGCUAGCCACAGCUGUAAGGAAGAAAGAAGAUGAGAUGAAUGAACAGAUACAAGCACUGGAGAAAGAGAAAACAGAUCUUCAGGAUCAGCUCCAGCGAUUGUCAAUGGAUAAAUUCAAGAAGCAAGAAGAGAGUGAGGAACUUCAAGGAUUCCAAGUCCAAGAACUUGCCAAAGUCAAACAUAUGUUUGUUAACAGUCAGGAGGAGCUGCAUAAAUGUAAGGCAGAUUUAGCCCAUCUCCAGGAGAAACUUGAUGAAAGUAAUCAACAAGCGGAAAAGCUAGGAAUGGAGCUGAGCAAAACUAGAGACAGCCUGACCAAACUCAGACAUGCCAGGGACGAUGACAUCAAGCAAAAGACAGCAGCUGAGGAGCAUGGUACACAACAGGAACGAUUGAAGAAACUGCUGGAGGAAAGACUACAGAGUGUUACAACAGAAAGCCAGGAGAAGAGUAAGAGGUUGGUAGCACUGGAGGAGAGGUUGACACAGACUCAGGAGGAACUGGAAGCAUUACGUCAUGACAGCGAGGUUCAUAAAACACAGGCUGCAGCUCAGCAACGAGAGAGUGAAAGCACCAACAAACAUCUGGAGGAGAAGGUUAGAAUGCUUGAGCAGAGACUAUCAGAUCACAGUCUGAGUGAUGAUGAGCAGAUGAAAGCUAUCAUGGCUGAGAGAGAUACCCUAGAAGAAAAGCUGGAGGUUUCCCGUCGCGAACUCAUUGAUGUCAAAAGUUCAUCAGCUGACAAGAUAUCAAGUCUAGAACAGCAGAUCUCUCACCUGAACACUAAGAUGGCUGAGGACAGAGAAGAUGCAAUUCAGAGGCAACAGAUUCUGGAUGCUAUGAGCAGAAGACAUGCUGAGGAACUUGGCCAACUUCAAGCUAAGCUACAGGACACAGAACAACAGGUGCAGACUCAUAUUGAAUUGGUCAAACAGAGAGACACUCAGAUUGCUGUACAGAAAUCUCUGAGUGAUACAGAAAUACAAGCAAUACAGGAGCAACUUGAUGUCACCAAGAAACAGUCUUUGGAAAUGAAGAAACAAUUACAAGAUAAGAUAGCUACAUUGGAAUCUAAGAUUACUGGGCUCAGUACAGCUACUGACUUUGAGAAGAGUGCAACGGAACACAAAAUUACACGUCUAGAGAGUCAGAAUGAGGAGUAUUUGGAGCGUGAGAUUGAGCAUGAGAAACACAUCACUCAGUUGGAAGAGGCAAAAGAAUCUCUUUCGGCAUCUCUGACAACAAAAUCCAAGGAGUGUGAGAGACUAACAAGAGAAGUGGAGGAGAUAAGGGAACGAGCAGAGGAUUUAUCCAAACAGGUUCUGACAGCAAGUUCUUCUGUCAUGGAUGCUCACAAAGAGGUGGACAGGUUACGAAAACUUGUGGAAGUUAAAGAUACAACCAUCAACAAGUCAGACCAAGAAAAUGAGGAGUUGAAACGACAAAACUUGGAACUGGCAAACAGUCUGGCUCAGCAGGAGCAAGAGAUGCAAACUUGCCAUGAUGAGGCACAGAGGGCGCUGUUUGAGAAGAAUGAAAGCAUCAGCGUCUUGAAACAGAGUCUAUCUGAGAAGGAAGAGGAGAUUGGAAUGGGUCAAUCCAAGAUAAAGGAGCUGGAGGAGAGUCUAGCUGCUUCUCAAGCUGACACCAAUGGAGUCGAUGAUGGAGAGGAUGUUGAGAAGUUGAAGCAAACUCUUGAAGAACAGGAGCAGCAGUUAAAUGAAAAAAAUAAGACAAUAAAGAUGCAACAACAGAGGUUAGCAGACUUGAAGAAGACACUACAGAGAGAACUGAAAGUCCAGAAUUCCUCCGGCUAUGACUCGCCAGAGGAAUUUUCCAAAGACAGAGGUCAAAGUUCAAGCUCUACAGGGACAAGUAAAAGUUCUAGUUUAGGAGGGUUGAGUAACAGCAACGUCCUCCAGUCAUCAGGGUAUAGCUUUGCUUCAGGGUCCAGUGAGUCAUCGAGCAUUAGAGGGAUGGCCUCAUUAAGUCCAAACGCAGCAGGCCUGGAUCGACAGGACUUGAGAGAAAUCAACUUCCAAUAUCUGAGACAUGUCGUGUUCAAGUUCAUGAGUAGUACAGAUCAAGAGGCCAAGCAGUUACUGAAAGCAGUGUCUACUGUGCUGGAGUUUACUCCACAUGAGGAGUCAUUGAUCACUAAGACUCUGGAAUGGAAGACAUCUUGGUUUGGGGUCCGCCCAUCUCCGAAGAAAACCAUUCAAGUGUCAUCUCUUGCCUAUAGGUGAUACACAUCUAACCAUGUUGUAUCCUGACCUCAGUAAUGUGGCAUUGAAUUUGGCCUUACUCAUUCUUCAAAUAAACUAUUGUAUUCAAAAGUUGCAGUUGUAUGAAGUUGUACAGUAAAGCACUGGGGUAAAAUUCACUUAGUGAAAAACAUGAGUGUAGAUUCUUGUAACAGAUCCGAAGAUUUUGUCUCUGGAAUGUGAUUUGGAGUGUAGAGAAUCUGUAAUGAAGUAAUUGUGAAUGAAAUAAUUUAACAGAUGAAUGAUGCAAGGAUAUCUGCAUUGUUGAAGUGAUGGGAGUUUAGAGCAGAGCUCUAAAAUAUAAAUAUGGCUCUCUUCCUAAUUUAUGCAUGGGACUUGCAAAUUAUUCACAAGAUUUAUCUCUUGAUGUUUGGUUGUUAUAGACUAUACACCCACAUUCCUAAGCUUCAUGCACAUGCUUUGGUCAAGUUACAGCAUCCUAUUGGUUUAAGAGGCAUGUAAUGUGCUUGCGUACCACCUAUCCAGGAGUAUGUUGCCACUGCAGUAAUGGCUUCUAAUGGACCAAUUGUGUCUGCUAAGUCAUGUGACCUAUAGUGGGUAUUAAAUAUCAGCAAACACAGCGUCCACCAAAAGCAAAGCGUUUCACAAGUAUCAUUUACCAAAAAUAAAGCCGAUAGAAGGUACCGUACUCGGACUACUUAUAUGCAGGGCACUAUACUGUAACUUGGUUAUAUUGUUUGUAAACAACUCUCAAAACACAUGUUGCUUUAUGGGGUUGAUACCCACUAUAGGUCAUGUAGUUUAGCCGGCGCAAUCCGUCUGUUCUUGUAACUGACUUACACCAUGAGGAACCUCCAUCUAUAUUUAUACAUGUAAUGUUAAACACGUUCCCUUGAGGUUGCAAAUUUGUGUAAAAGAAUUUUUCUGCACUCCAACAGCAUGUAGUAUUUUUUGUUUCAAGAUAAAUAUUUCAAAUGUCAACCUUAACAUGACCACUUGCCCGUGGGACUUGCUGCUUCUUGGACAUCCUCUUGUCAGUGAAGGAGGGUGGCAGAAAAAAGCUGCCAAAAAGUUUGUUUUGUUCCUUUGUUCCCCUGUGCAGCACAAACCUGUUGGUAUUCUUCCAACUCAGAUGCAUUUGCUGACUAUUCAGUCAUUAGUACUGAUCCUUUACAAGAUUUGCAGAGGUAUAAGUUGAUUUUGAGAACUUCCUGGAUACUUUCCAAUCCUUUUGGGUCUUGUCUAUGGAGUUCUCAUUUUUAGUACUUCCCCACAUUGACCUGUGUUCAUUUUUAACGUUAAAUAUCUGUAAUGGUACAGUUCCUUUGUUAGGUACAGAGGGGUUGAACAGUAUUGUAAAUAGAAGUCUGUAUAUAAAACCCUUGAGAUUGUAUGAAAAAUGACAUGGUACUUUUGUAGCGUGGGUAAAAUUGUUUAGAGAUUGUUUUAAAAAAAUAUAGCCAAAUAUAGCACUCUUCCAAAUUCAUCUUUACCAGAGAUAUAGAUUAUUGGGUUCUGUUGCUCUAGAAAUAUGCAGAGAAAGUAUGUUAAAUGUAUGAAAUAAAAGAAACCCGCAUAAACUGAA
Messenger RNA from Acanthaster planci (crown-of-thorns starfish), 4366 nucleotides. It is a transcript of the gene golga1, whose product is annotated as golgin A1. The record is from RefSeq and is a predicted model, not a curated record. Gene Ontology annotation, cellular component: Golgi apparatus. NCBI's taxonomy places the organism in Eukaryota, Metazoa, Echinodermata, Asteroidea, Valvatida, Acanthasteridae.